GGCUCCAAUGACCAUCUCUUUACUCUGAUUUUGACUUCUCUUUCAGAUUCUAGAGAGAGAGAGAAGGAAAAAUCCCAACUUUCUACAAAGAAGCGGAAGCUAGUUUCUUCAACGACGCGGCUAAGACGGAGAAGGAGGAGGUCGUAUGGUUUUCGCCGGAGUUUUGGAUCAAAUCUGUUACCGAUUUGUACGGACAUUUUCAGAUUUUUUGAGGUUUCACAAGUCUGGACCUUUAAAUUGUGGAAGAGGAAGAUAGAGAGAGAAAGGAGUCUGGGUUUCGAUGAAAGCUCUACGACGAAUUCAAACGAAGUCUUCGUUUCCUAAUCCUGCUUCUCCGUCAUCUCCGUGGACUCAUUUGCGUUCUGCUUUCGUCAUUGUUACUUCUUCUUCUCCUGCUUCUUGUUCUUCUUCUGAUCCGCAUCGGCUAAAAUCGCCCUGGUCCCGAAGAAAACGAAAGAAACCCCUCACACUUCGCCGGUGGAGAAGGUAUUUCACUCCCGAGGGUAGACUUCGGAAUGGAGGAGUAGAUUUAUUGAAGAAAGUCCGGAGUAGAGGCAUUGAUCCUAGCAUUCGGUCGGAGGUUUGGCCAUUUCUUCUUGGAGUGUGCGAUUUGAAUAGUUCUGAAGAAGAGAGAGGUGCUACAAGAACGUGGAGAAGAAAAGUGUAUGAGAGACUACGCCGGCAGUGCAAAAGGCUACAAAGACAAGACAGUGGGACUUUUAAGUUAAACAAGAUCAAUAAAACUACUCAAGAUGAGCAUGAUAGUUGGUCUCUUGCGCAAGACUCUGACAGUUCAUGUUCUGAUGAUGCUUGCAGCGCCCACAAGUCUCUUACUAGCCUCAAAGACAACACGGAAGAUAUUGGCUACAUGAGUGAUGUCUCAUGUACGCUUGACAGAGACUACACUGGUUCAAGACACCUGAAUUCUGAGUCCUCAGACUCAGAUUCAUCUGAUGAGAAUGAUUCUGUUCAGGUCGCUCCUUCUGAUGAAGGGAGGGAUGAACAUAGUACUUCUCCAUCCAGCAUAUAUAUUUCUCGUACCAAAGAGGAUUUUGUGACCUGGCAGCGUAUUAUCCGUCUUGACGCUCUUCGUGCGGAUACAGAGUGGACUCCAUAUUCCUCAUCCCAAGCUAUGGUAUCCGAGAAUAGGGCACGCCGUGCUGCUGACGCGGUUGUUUUAAAGGAUUACAGUCAUUUGGAACCUUCGAAAAUCUUUCACGCUGCACGGCUUGUUUCUGUUCUUGAAGCCUAUGCCUUAUAUGAUCCUGAAAUUGGCUAUUGCCAAGGAAUGAGUGAUCUUCUCUCCCCUAUACUCUCUGUCAUACCUGAUGACUACGAGGCAUUUUGGUGUUUCGUUGGGUUCAUGAAGAAAGCUCGUCAGAAUUUCAGACUCGACGAGGUUGGGAUCACUAGACAACUGAACAUAGUAUCAAAGAUUAUUAAAUCCAAAGACUCACAGCUCUACAAGCAUCUAGAGAAAGUGAAGGCAGAAGACUGUUUCUUUGUUUACAGAAUGGUGCUUGUGAUGUUUAGAAGAGAGCUGACUCUGGAACAAACACUGUAUCUCUGGGAAGUGAUUUGGGCAGACCAAGCUGCAAUAAGAGCUGGAAUGGGGAAAUCUUCCUGGAGCCGUCGAAUAAAGCAGCGGGCUCCUCCCACAGAGGAUUUGUUGCUGUACGCAGUAGCUGCCUCCGUGUUGCAAAGGAGGAAAGUCAUAAUAGAGAAGUACUAUAGCAUGGAGGAGAUUCUCCGGGAGUGCCACAAUAUGGUAGGGAAACUAGACGUGUGGAAGCUCUUAGACGAUGCACACGACCUUAUUGUCACUCUCCAUGCCAAGAUCGAACAUUCGAAUCCCAAAAUCGUUUAAUGUGUUAUGGUUAUUUAUAAGAACUGCUGGUGCUUGUGUUUGAACAACUAUGAAAUGUGGCUUCCUGGCAAGCUAUCAGGGGAUAGUAGCUGGUGUUGGAACAGAAUCGAACCGAUGAUUUGAUUUACCACUAUCUAAAUCCCGGUUUAACAUAUCUCAAGGCCAGAAUCAAGAUAGGCAUGAUUU
This is a messenger RNA of Arabidopsis arenosa, 2053 nucleotides long. The record is from the annotation of a GenBank genome assembly. NCBI's taxonomy places the organism in Eukaryota, Viridiplantae, Streptophyta, Magnoliopsida, Brassicales, Brassicaceae.